Strongylocentrotus purpuratus (purple sea urchin) is the source of this 10209-nucleotide messenger RNA. Its product is annotated as putative glutamate synthase [NADPH]. The transcript is spliced from 38 exons. Gene Ontology annotation, molecular function: iron-sulfur cluster binding; flavin adenine dinucleotide binding; FMN binding. Bases 343 to 6660 code for a protein of 2105 amino acids. The record is from RefSeq and is a predicted model, not a curated record. NCBI's taxonomy places the organism in Eukaryota, Metazoa, Echinodermata, Echinoidea, Camarodonta, Strongylocentrotidae.
AUAAUGGGUGCGCGUGUGUUGAACUAACGCGAGACCAAGCCAAUGAAGUCUUCUAAGCAAGCUGUGUUUUAUCUUCUUUGAAGACUUUGAGAGAAAAUACUUUUGCGAAUCGUCCAAUUUACAUAUUUUUGCUCUGGCAAGUGUGUAAGAAUUUCUUCACAAAGAGUCGUAUAUCGGGGAAAGGAACUUCUUUGACGACCAUCUGCGGAGUGUUUUGCAUCAAGUUCGCGAGCUGUAUCGACUCGAGUCAAAAGCUGCUGGUUUAAGACGACAUCUGCCGUGCCGCAUCUGCGAUCAGACUGCCCUUCAUGAAAGUUGUCAGAGGCCAGUCUUUGAUUGACCAUGGCACUGCCCAAGCUGGACAUCAAUACUGGUCUGCCCCCAGCCCAGGGACUGUAUAACCCAGAGAAUGAGAAAGAUGCCUGUGGGGUGGGGUUCAUUGUCAACAUCAAAGGAGAACAAUCCAAUAAGAUUAUAAAGGAUGCCCAGACCAUCCUGUGUCGCAUGAAGCAUCGAGGGGCUACGGGAGGGGAUAAUGACACUGGAGAUGGUGCUGGUGUUAUGACAGGCAUACCUCACAAACUCUACGCACGUAGACUCAGAGAGGAGCAGCAGAUAGAGCUGCCAGAGCCUGGACACUAUGCCACUGGUAUCUUCUUCCUAGACCCCCUAACAGCCAACCAGUGUGAGCAAAAGUUUGAAGAACUUGCCAUUGAGUGUAAAUUAAAGGUACUAGCCUGGCAUAACGUACCACACGAUACAAGCGUUCUAGGCCAUACUGGCAGAGCAAGGGAACCCCUAUUGCGGCAGGUCUUUGUGACGGGCGAACAGGAGAAGGAACUCUUUGAGCAACGCGUGUUUGCAUUGAGGAAAAGGGCUACCCAUACCAUUCCAAAGAAAGACCUGCGUUUCUACAUCUGUACAUUGUCUUCAAAGUCCAUUGUGUAUAAGGGUUUGUUUACACCGUUUCAACUAUGGAAGUACUUUGGAGACUUUGCGGACCCAGACUACGAGACCCACUUUGCAGUGGUCCACAGUAGGUUCUCAACCAACACCUUCCCCAGCUGGGAGAGAGCACACCCUCACAGAUACGUCGCCCACAAUGGAGAGAUCAACACCAUCCGAGGCAAUGAGAACCUGAUGAGGGCUAGAGAGGGCGUCAUGAGCAGCUCUAAGUACGGUGACGAGCUCAAACAGCUCUAUCCUGUGGUGGAGGAGGGGCUACCAGACUCUGGACGGGUGGAUAAUGUCCUGGAGUUCCUCAUCAUGGCCGGAGGUCGAUCCCUGCCAGAGGCUGUAAUGACUAUGAUCCCAGAGGCCUGGCAUAAGGACACUAUGAUGAGUGAGGAGAAACGGAACUUUUACCGCUGGGCUUCGUUUGCUAUGGAAGCAUGGGACGGACCAGCCCUGUUCACAUUCGCUGACGGCCGUUAUGUCGGAGCUAUCCUGGACCGCAACGGCCUCCGCCCUUCACGCUACUACAUCACCAAGUCGGGCUUCGUGGUCAUGGCCAGCGAGGUAGGGGUGUUGAACGUAGCUCCAGAGGACACACAGUCUAAGAGCCGUCUCAAGCCAGGCAGGAUGCUGCUCGUCGAUACAGAGCUCGGAGAGUUCAUCAACGAUGUGGACAUCAAGCAUCACAUUGCUACCCUCAGACCGGUCAAGCAGUGGAUGGACCAACAGGCUGUCACCCUAAAGGACUUCUACAAGGCUCACCUGGAAACGAGGGGCGAGGAGCCAGAGAUCAGUCCUCUUGUUCCCGUCCAGUCCGAUCAUCGUCUCUCCAUGUUUGGCUAUAGCGUGGAGCAUAUCAACCUGCUUCUCGUUCCAAUGGUGAAGAACAAGAAAGAGCCCCUAGGAUCUAUGGGUAACGACGCGCCUCUGGCUUGCCUGUCUCAGCGUAAUCCAUUGGUCUUUGAGUACUUCAAGCAACUCUUUGCCCAGGUCACCAACCCACCUAUUGAUCCCAUCAGGGAGAGUAUCGUCAUGUCACUGGCAUGCCCUAUCGGCCCUGAAGACAACAUCUUGGAGCCAAGCGAGAAGCAGUGCAACCGUCUCUUUUUAGAAACUCCCGUCUUGACCUUGCACGACCUUGAGAUCAUCAAAGACACAUCUCUUCGCACAUGGAAGACUAAGACCAUUGACAUCACUUUCCCUGUGGAAGCUGGAUAUGCAGGACUGGUCCCAGCGAUAGACCGGAUCUGUGCAGAGUGUUCCGAGGCAACAGAGCAGGGCUAUACUCUUUUGGUCUUGUCCGACAGAGCUGCAGGUCCAGAAAGAGUGCCAGUCAGCCCUCUGCUAGCCUUGGGGGCAUCCCACCACCACCUGAUCAAGACCCGACAGCGUCUUCACGUCGGUCUCAUCGUAGAGACGGGAGAGGCCCGCGAGAUGCACCAUCUCUGCCUGUUGCUAGGUUAUGGUGCGGAUGCGAUCUGUCCCUACCUCCUGUACGAGUGCCUGAUUAGCCUCCAUGAGCAGAGCCUUUUGGGAGUGGAAUUCGGACCCAAGGAGAUUCAGCAGAGGGUCAUUGCCGCGACUGAGAAGGGUAUCGCUAAGGUGAUGGCUAAGAUGGGCAUCUCACUCCUCCAGAGUUACAAGGGAGCUCAAAUCUUUGAGGCAGUUGGUCUCGCCGAGGAGGUGGUCGACAAGUGCUUCAUAGGAACAGCAUCUAGGCUUGGUGGAGCCACGUUUGAGAUCCUGGCUGAAGAGGCUUUUGAGAGGCACAGAAUGGCUUAUGCAGAGGCUCAAGGAGACAUAUCUAGUAACCUGGAGGGUGGAUCGUACCAUUGGCGUGAUGGGGGUGAGAAGCACGUCAACGAUCCUGUCAGCAUUGCAAACCUGCAGGAUGCUGCACGUAACAAGAAUCAGAAUGCCUAUCAGAAGUUUGUAGAGUCACAGAAAGAAUCGGUGCGUAUGUGUACCCUGAGAGGUCAACUUGAGAUGGUGAAGAGUGCUGAGCCGCUUGACCUCUCCCUGGUGGAGGAAGCUGCUUCCAUAGUCAAGAGGUUCAACACCGGUGCCAUGAGCUUUGGUAGUCUCUCCAUAGAGGCUCAUAGUACAUUGGCAAAGGCUAUGAACAGGAUUGGUGCCAAGAGUAAUACGGGAGAGGGCGGGGAGAAUGAAGACCGGUACCUGCACACGGAGGACCCCCUGAAUAACACCCGCUCAGCUAUCAAGCAGGUAGCUUCAGGGAGGUUUGGUGUGACCAGCUCCUAUCUGGCCCACUCGGAUGAGCUGCAGAUCAAGAUGGCCCAGGGUGCUAAGCCAGGAGAAGGGGGUGAACUGCCAGGAUAUAAGGUCACCGAAGCCAUUGCCUCCACCAGGUAUUCCAUCCCCGGAGUGGGGCUGGUUUCCCCGCCCCCUCAUCAUGAUAUCUACUCCAUCGAGGACCUCGCAGAGCUCGUCUACAAUCUCAAGUGCUCCAACCCGGAGGCCAGGAUCAGUGUCAAGCUUGUGUCAGAGGUCGGCGUAGGGGUCGUCGCUGCUGGGGUUGCCAAGGGUAAAGCUGAACACAUCACCAUCUCAGGCCACGACGGAGGGACGGGGGCUAGCACAUGGACCGGAAUCAAACACGCUGGGUUGCCAUGGGAACUCGGAUUAGCAGAGACUCAUCAGACUUUGGUUCUCAAUGACCUUAGGUCAAGGGUCGUCCUGCAGACAGACGGCCAGCUGAGGACAGGUCAUGACGUGAUCGUAGCAGCUCUUCUAGGGGCAGAUGAGUUCGCUUUCUCCACCACGCCUCUUAUUGUAAUGGGAUGUACCAUGAUGAGGAAAUGCCAUCUUAACACUUGCCCUGUAGGAGUGGCUACUCAGGAUCCUGAAUUGAGGAAGAAGUUUGAGGGUCAACCUGAGCAUGUUGUCAACUAUUUCUUCAUGCUUGCAGAGGAGAUCCGUUCUCACAUGGCACAGAUGGGAUUCAGAACCUUCCAGGAGAUGAUUGGUCGAUGUGACAUGCUCCAGCCUGUCCAGGAGAAGACUAAUGGCAAGAGCAAGCUUCUUAACUUUGACCAGGUACUGACCAAGGCUUCUGACCUUCGACCCGGUGCCAGGCACAUCGGAGGCACUGCUAAGCAGGACUUUUCCCUGGACAAAAGAUUGGACAAUUUGUUGAUAGAAAGAGCGAGUGAUGUUCUGAAGGGAACUAGCAAGCAAGUUAAGAUAAACAUGGACAUCACCAAUGAAUCCAGAGCCUUCGGAACCACCCUCAGCUUUCACAUCUCAAGGAAGUAUCGUGAGAAAGGCCUUCCAGACAAGUCGAUUGAGAUCAAGUUGACUGGUUCAGCCGGCCAGAGCUUCUGUGCUUUCCUGGCCAAGGGUGUUCAUGUAGAGCUAGAAGGUGAUUGCAAUGACUAUGUAGGAAAGGGCCUGUCUGGUGGCACGGUGAUUGUUUACCCUCACCGUAACAUACCCGAAGCCUUCGUGUCUGAACUCAACAUCAUCGUCGGCAAUGUGUGCCUAUAUGGCGCCACCAGUGGGAAGGCUUUCUUCAGGGGGUGGACUGCUGAACGUUUCUGCGUCAGGAACUCGGGAGCUCUUGCAAUCUGUGAGGGCGUAGGAGACCACGGCUGUGAGUACAUGACUGGAGGACGAGCCAUUAUUCUAGGAGCUACUGGACGGAACUUUGCUGCAGGCAUGUCAGGUGGUAUCGCCUAUGUCUAUAAUGUUUGGAAUGAUUUCUAUCCGAAGUGCAAUACAGAGUCUGUUGUCCUUGAGCCACUAGUCAAAGACAUCGACAUCACCUUCUUGAAGGAAAGUCUAGCAGAGUUCAUCUCAUACACUGGGUCAAAGGUCGCGACCAAGAUACUGGAAAACUGGGAAACAGAGAGCCAACGAUUUGUCAAGGUCUUCCCCAAUGAGUACCGUCGAGCUCUGCGGGAGAAGCGAGAUAAAGCCCUUGCAGAGGAAAAGGCCAAGCAGGAGGCGGAGCUUCCUCAGAACGGUCUGACCAAUGGCACCAAUGGCCACGCCCUCAAUGGCCAUGCCCCCAAUGGUCAACCAUCCAAUGGGAUGAAUGGAUCAGAUGAUGGCAGGCAUGUCAAGCAGGAGCCUAAGGUGACGGACAUUGAGUCUACCAUCCCAGACCUGGAGCAGGAGAAGAAGACCAUUGAGAGAGUCUUGGAUAAGACCAGAGGCUUUGUGAAGUACGGAAGGAACAAUGAUCAGUACCGUGAUGUUGAAGUACGCAUGAAGGACUGGGGUGAGAUCUACAAUCACAAAGGAGUCAAGAAACAACUCAAAGUCCAAGCAGCAAGAUGUAUGGACUGUGGUACUCCGUUCUGCCAGGCGCACACCGGCUGUCCCCUGGGUAACAUCAUACCCUCCUGGAAUGACCUCGUCUUUAGAGACCAGUGGAAGGAGGCCCUCGAGAGACUGCUUGCAACCAACAACUUCCCAGAGUUCACUGGGAGAUGCUGUCCCGCUCCGUGUGAGGGAGCGUGUGUUCUAGGCAUCAACGCCCCACCCGUCACCAUCAAAAACAUUGAGUGUGCCAUCAUCGACCACGCCUUUGAGCAGGGCUGGAUACGCCCCGAGCCCCCUCUCCACCGGACCGGCAAGAGAGUAGCGGUCAUCGGGAGUGGACCCUCUGGCCUGGCUGGAGCUGCCCAGCUUAACAAGGCCGGUCAUCUAGUGACCGUCUAUGAGAGGAAUGACCGAUGUGGGGGCCUGCUCAUGUAUGGUAUCCCUACGAUGAAGAUGAGCAAAAGUGCUAUUGAGCGCAGACUAAAACUCCUGGAAGAUGAAGGGGUGAAGUUUGUGACUAACGCUGAGAUAGGAAAGAAUGUCAACGGCUGGGACCUCAUGAAGGAGAAUGAUGCCAUCUUACUGUGUAUGGGAUCAACCAGGCCCAGGGGCCUACCAAUACCAGGUCGUGACCUGAACGGUAUCAAGUAUGCCAUGCAGUUCUUGGAGCCAUGGCAGAAGAAACAGAUGGGUAACCAGUCCGAUUACAUCGAUGCUAAGGGCAAGGACAUCCUCAUCAUUGGAGGAGGUGAUACCGGUGUGGAUUGCAUCGGUACUUCACUCAGGAUGGAUGCCAAGUCGAUCACGACCUUUGAGAUCUUGACUGAGCCCCCUCCUAGCCGAGCUGCUAACAAUCCCUGGCCAACCUGGCCCCGUAUCCUCAGAGUGGACUAUGGUCACUCAGAGGUCAAGCUCAAACAUGGACAGGACCCACGUCACUUUGAGAUACUCAGCGAGGAGUUCCUUGAUGAUGGAGAGGGCAAUGUGUCAGGAAUCCGUACCAUUGAGAUCAAAUGGACCAAGGACGCAACGGGACGCUACAACAUGGAGAAGAUCCCUGGAACCGAGAAGAUCUUCAAAGCGGACCUGGUCCUGCUCGCUAUGGGCUUCCUAGGACCAGAACAGAACCUGAUUGAGGAGCUAGGAGUGGACCAGGACCCAAGGUCUAACAUCCAGACCCCUAACGGGAAGUACCACACCAGUCUGGAUAAGGUGUAUGCUGCGGGAGAUUGUCGACGAGGCCAGUCCCUGGUUGUGCAUGCCAUCAACGAAGGUCGUCAGGCAGCUAGGCAGAUAGACCUGGACUUGAUGGGAUGUACUAGUCUAGCUGGACCAGGAGGGGUAGUCCAUACUCCUGGGAACAAACUUUCCAACUGCAAGGAUAAGCUCUAUACCCCUAUCAUCGAAGCCAUGGCCUAAACAACCACUCACAUUGUUUCAAUAGAGGUACAUGUAUAUCUCUAUACAAUCUUACAUGUAUAUUAGAGACCCUGUUGGGCAGUUAGAUAUUGGUGCUUUACAAAUUACCAGAUUGGAUAGGAGAUUGGAAUACGUCCAUUAUGUUUCAGGUUUACAUGUACCUGUUACUUAUCUCUUUCUAUAUCACCUUCCCACCUGUUCAUUAUACAUUUAUAGAUACAGGAGAAACCAGAUUUUCCAUGAGUUGUCAAAAAGCUGCCCAAACCAAUACACUGUAUGUUUAUGGCUCGAAAAAGAUUAGUGUUGAAGAGAGGGUUUUGAAUUUAGUCGUACCGAAAAAGAUGUCAGAACCUAACCCCUAAAGUUGCUGAUGGCUUUACAUAAGCUACAACCCAGUAUCUGCAAGCCCUUAUAUUUAAUGGAUCCAUUAGGAAAGAGGGGUGGUCUACCUGUUUGAUCUCAAGGUCCUAAAUUUACCACCCAUAGCCAAGCAUCACAGUAUCAUCACUUCAAACAUUGAAUAAUUGUCAAUGUUUACAUGGCAGUAUAUAAACAGCAAUGUUCAUUGCAUCGUUGAUCUUACAUGUAUUAUGAUUAUGUGCUGAAAUAUUAUCCAGUGCAAUUGAUGACAUUUUAUUUUGAUACCUUUCAUCAUUUUAUGUUCCACUUUUAAAGUAGUUUCCUUUUAUCCCACUGUUACUUAGAGUUUCUUUGCCAUCCUGUCAAAUAUGAAUUGUGACAUGUCAUUUUGAAAUCCUACCAAGUCAUAGUUUGCAAUGUUAGUAAAGAUUUUUAGAUAAAUCAUGCUCAGUUUUAUCUGUUUUUAACUCUAUUCAUUCCUCUCUUUUAUUUUUUUGAACGAUCUUACACAUAUUCUUAAAAUCAUUUCUGUAGAACAAUGUUCAUAGAAGUGUACUAAGUCAAGUUUGUGACCCUUUUGAAUUCAGAUGACAACACAUUUGAAAAUGUUUUUGAAGUAAUAUCACAAGGAUGUAUUAAUCAUGACCAUUGACGUAUUAAGUUUGACAAAGAAUUGUGACAGUAGCUGAUCUGCAUUAUGAUUAUUUAUGAGAGAAUUAAGUGAUCUACCUUUUAUUACCUUGAAUUCUAUUUAAUGGUCGAAAAUGCUCUUUUUCAUCUUAAUUUUGGUUUUAAUUGUAUGGCAUCAUGUUUCUUGUAAAUGUGAUUCAUAUUGAGAUUUUAAAAGUGAUUUUUUUCCCUCUAUUUCACUUAUCAUGAAUGUACUUUUAUAACAAUUUUAAAAUCUAAUCUCAACUACUGGUAAUGAUUAUCGUAUAGUUUUGUUUGCAGUGUGUCAGUUGAGUGAGUUGUUUAGAUUAGACAGUAAUAUUCAUGAGUUUUCAAUCAACUGCUAUAAAAGUAGAAAUAUUUCUGUUACAUUACUUUUUCGCGAACUUUAGAAGUCACGAAAACAUAAGCAUGACUUCUUAUGCAUGUUUUAGACGGGUUUAAAUGCAUGCAACGCAAAUUUAAGAACCAGUGAAUAUGGUUUGGGUCGCUGUGUGCAAAAAAUUAAUCACAUGAAAAUAAUGGCUUUACUAGUUGUAUCACUUGAAAGAGAUUAAUCUUUGUUUACAUAUUUUAUGAAUAUUCUGCCUGUAAACUUUUUUGAGUGAUGUGUGUGGAAUUACUAAGUUGCUCUUUGAUUUGUUGCCAAUCGAAACCCUAUACUGCCGCUUUGUGUGGAAAAUAAUAUUAUGUUCCAUGUGAUUAUAUACAUGUGACAAAAAUCAAUUGUGGCCGUCCACUAUUAGUCGCAUUAGUCUACCAAAGCAAUCAGAGAGUUUGGGAAUAUGUUCCACCUAAAAGGUGAUUGAAUGUUUCUCCAAGAUAUUGGAGUUGUCUCUGCACAAAAAAGGGUGCUAUCGGUCAACACUGUUUAAUACAGGUUUUGAUGUUUAUAAGAUGAUGACGUGGAUCCUAAUCAAAUGAUUGGUUGGGAGCGUACACGUGACCAGGCAUUUAUUUUGCCUAAGUUUUUACUAAUGACCGGUCAUUAGUAAAAUCAUGUUAUAAAACAUCAUUUUAUAAAAGAUAAAAUAUCAUCAGGCAUGUUACUUUGUGUGGGUAAUUCUUACUAAUGCCCUCACUGCUGUGUAUUAUGUGUAAUAUUUAUAUAAUUAUUGAGAAACCUUGAAAAAGGUUACCACUGUCAUGGAAAAACCUGGAAAAUCAGGGGGAAGUAAAUUCUUCUGAAUAAGGGAAGAAAAAAAAUCUCUCAAAGACAUGGAAAUUUGAUUGUGGGUGUGGGCCGUAUGUGGCUGUGGCAGCUUGGCUGCUGCAAAGAAUGCCAAAAUGGUACGUACUUAUAUGCCAUUUGGUCAUGGAAAAAAGGCAAAAGUUGUUAAUGGAAAGCCAUGGAAUUUGGUUCUCAGAUAUACCACCAAAACCCUGCUGAAAAAGAAAAGUUAUGAGUGUUAUGAAAUAAUGUUGUCUGAUAUGUUUCUAUGUUAAUUACAGAAUUAUCAAGUCCUGUUUAAAGAGUAAAUGAUUAUAUUACCUGAGUGUGAUAAUCGGAGGAUUUCAUGGGGUUAUUAAUCAUGACUUUAUUGUUUGUUUGAUUGAUAUGGUAGAAGACCAAAUGGAUAAUGUGAUUUUAUUGGCUGAUUUAUGAUAGUUAAUAUUGAAAUACAUUUAUAGGCUUUUAGUAGCAAAGAGGUUAAAGAUAAUUGUGCUGAGAUUAUCAUUUUAUUUUUCUGACUCACCAAUGUUUAUAGCAUAUAUCAAUCUGGUUACUUUCCUACCAUGCUGGACAAAAGUUACCCUUUAGCAAAAAUAUGAAAUGUAGAGUUAUUUUUGGAUUUGCAGUGAUGUGAAAGUUCAUGCAUGAUAGUUGUAUGUUAGUGUCAGAAUAUUAUUCCUGCCACAUGUGUAAUGACUUAAAAUGUAUUUUAGCUCUUCUUACAGCUCAAAAUGUAGUACAUGUAUUGAUGUUUUCCCUAACCCAGCAAUACUUGGGGAAAAGUGAACUGAAAAAACCUGACCAGUAUGCCAUAGCCUAUUACUAGCAUAUGUGUGCAAGUCCACUGGAUUAUCAUUAUAUAUAUACAUCAAAGUUUGUAAUAGUACCAUACAGUAUGUAUGCAGUACCUUUUGGUGAACAAUGUCAGAAAAAAAUGUGGUUGCCAAAUAUUCAAAUAUGUUGUCAUCCUUGCCCUUUACUUGUUUUUCAGUCACAAAGCGGUCACAACGCAACAAUUUUUAGAACACACAUUGUUUAAGUCUUGUCCGCCAUUUUAUGUGACUGUUUUAUAGUCAAUAUGCAUGCAUGUAAAUUCAGUUAUAGAAUGGAGUACGAUUAGUGCAAAUUCCGAUCCGUUUAUUACCUGGCCAUAAAGUGUUGAGCACAAUUGACAUGAAAUUCAUUUUGUUUAUUUCUGAACCACCUUUGAUUUUGCCUGGUAAUUGUCUUAUGAAAACUGUAUUUUUGGAUGGAAUUAUUUUGAAUUUUGAAUUGUAUACUAGGAAGAAUAUUGCUGGUUAAAAUAUAUUGUGUAUAGCAAUAAAUAUGAUCAUGGUAUUGUUAAA